Messenger RNA from Amborella trichopoda, 2720 nucleotides. The record is from RefSeq and is a predicted model, not a curated record. Lineage: Eukaryota; Viridiplantae; Streptophyta; Magnoliopsida; Amborellales; Amborellaceae.
AUGGCAAGUGUUUUUCCUUGUGUUGAUCCUAUUUCAAUGGGAACUGCAAAUUUUUCACAUAGAAGCUCAUUCAUUAGAGAUGGAAACAUAUCUCCUAGGGUUUCCUUUGAUUCGAAGGAAAACAGUGAUAAGGAAGCGAUAAACCAGCCUUCUGGGAAAGCCAUCAGAGCUCGUUCUCCAACUGUUAUCUCAAAGGGUGCAAAGAAUUUCAUGGCAUCCACCAUUUCUGCAGCAUCAAAGGUUGCUGCCCCAUCACCAAGAAAGCGAGUCUUGACUGAAAGAAAUGAAGGCCUUGAAUCUUCUCCAAUCCCUGCCAAUGUUGCAACUCCAGUUUCAGCUGGAGAGGCCCACUUCCUCUCUCUAAACCCUCCAGAUUUAGCAGAUAAAGUAUCAGAAAACAAGGUCCAGGAAUAUGCGGUGGCAAAUUAUCUGCAGUUCUCUGAAAAAAUGCCAGAAAACCAUCAGGACAAUGCUAAAAAAUGGAGUUCUGAAUUGGGUAAAGGCUCUAGACCACCUGAUAGCCAAAACCAUGACACGAGAUUCAACAAACUAAGAAAUCCAACUUCUGAGAAUGAUUCACCUUUCCCACCUUAUGAUCCAGAAACCAAUUAUAUCUCUCCAAGGCCCCAGUUCCUCCAUUACAGGCCCAAUCCUAGGCUUGAGAUUUAUCUUCGAUCAGAGAAAGGAGAGGGAGUGAGGCUUGAUAGUAGCUUCUCCUCUGAGAGUUGCUUGGAUAGCGAGCAUCAGCAAAAUGAGGAGACUUUCUCUUCACCUGAGAAGAGCUCUUCUUCUGAUGAGGAUUUUGCUCCACGUGAAACCAAACCAGCAGAAGAUCAUGGUUCCUCUCAAUCUGGUUCUGAACCAUUCAGGACACCAGAAGAAGAUGAUGAUUCUGCUAAAUCUGAAGGGCAGUUAAUGGAGAAACCAGAACCCAGGAAGGCCAAUAGUAAAGCGAUGAAAAGGUCUUCUUCUUCAAACUUGUUUAAAAAACUGGGGUCUCUGUCUCUUUUAUUGCUGAUUUUUACUUGUGCCUCUCUUUAUUUUGCAAAUCCUCCAACUCUUGUGUCUGUCUUUGGAAACUUACUGGAAACUAAUGUCCCUGAGUAUGUUACUGUGUCCAUGGCCAAGAUUUCAGAGUCUUUUAGCCCUACACUUGAAUUGAUGGCUGUGAAAUUUAGGAAGUGGUCUGAUAUUUGCUCCACUUAUGUGCAUACAAUAUUGUCUACCCAAAUGGAAGAAGAAAAAUGUCAUUUCAUAGGCAAUUUCAGUGACCCAUAUGAGGAUACCAGGGCUUCUGGACUCGUGAUAGAUGCUACCAGUAACAUAGAUUUUAAAGCAUAUAUAGCUGUUUUCCCCAGGAAAUUUGAAGAAGAAAAAAGUAUCCUAGAUCACGGAGAAAUAGCAGUGAUUGAAGGGGGAGAAGCUACCCAAAGGGAAGGAGAAGAAGAUGAUCUCUUGUCACAAUUUAUAGAACUAGAGGAAAGUAUCAGGGAAAUCGAACCCUUAUCAGACCAAACCCAUGACAUAGAUUUCAAAGCAAAGGUUGAGGGAGACAAGGGUAAACUGGAUGUUGAGGAAUGUGCUGAGAUUGACAAAGGAGAAGCUUCACAGUCUACAGUUGUGAUUGACUUGGAGAUGUCCCAACAGAUUGACCACACACCUGAGGAACCUGCUAUACCAGUGAAUGACGGUGGAAUGAAUGCUUGGUUGAUUACUGGAACAGAAGACUCUGAUACAGAAACAACCUUUGAAGAUGCUCCACAACCAGUAAAUGAACGUGGAAUGAAUACUGGAACAGAAGACUCUGUUUCAGAAACAACCAAUGAAGAUGCUCCACAAGCUGAUACACUAACCCAACUAGAAACCACUAAUGAACAGAUUGAGAAGGCUGAUGAAUCCACUGAAGAAUUUCCUGAAGAGAAAAUCAUUGCAGGACCAGUGGGUUCUAUGAAGUGGGAUUUGAAAGAAAAGUUUUCAACUCAAACUGCUAUCGGGUCAUUUAUGGGUGCUCUGAUGCUCCUGGUUGGAGUUGCUGCUUUGAAGUCCAACUCAAAGAAAACCCCAGCAAAUGAAGAGGCACCAAAGGUGACAUACCCGUUAGAGAAGAAGAUGAAUAAGUGUGAUUCCAUGACCGCAAGUAGUGAAAGUGACCCUACUUUCAGGAAUUCUUUUGAGGUUAAUAUGUUGGGGGAGUCUGGUCCAAUGGAGGCCAGCAGCAGUUCAGCUAGGAGCCUAUGUUAUAGCAAGCAAUCCACUAGAAAAGCAGCGGAGAAACUAGAGAAGAGUAUGAGCAAAUCAGGAAGCCAUCUUAACAGGGAGGCUGCUACUCUUUCUUCAGAGUAUUCUGCAGGUUCUCCUUCCUAUGGAAGCUUCACCACAUAUGAGAAGCUAUCCAGUAAACAGGGAGGUGGUAUUGAAGGUACAGUGACUCCUGUGAGGCGUUCAAACAGAAUCCGAAAGACACUGAUUUCUCCAUGAGCAGGAACUUUUUGACGUUUUAACUAAUUAUUUUUCAUUGACCUCACUAAGAAACUAAAUUCUUUUUUAUUUUUCUCGAUUUGCAUCUGUACUUUGUUUUGUUUCUCAUCAUUUGUACUCCGAGAAUUGUCUUCCACGUGGCCAAUGAGCAGCUCCACUCCGGCUGUUGCCCAGUUUUGCUUGUUGCCUUCGUUUUAUUGCGCUUUCUUUUCUUCCAGAAUGGGAAAUCACUUUCCUUUUUU